CGUUGCCACAGCAACCAUCGGCCCGUUUACUUCCGGCUUACCUAAGCUCGACAUCAACUGUCCACGUGAUAUAUUUCAAAAAGGGCAAAGGGCAGGAACAACUUGGAUACAAAUACAACUGGAAGGCGCUCCUGUUUAUAUUUUUUUUUUCCCCUUCUAGGUCUCUCUUGUCAUUGCGUUCAAAAGUCUAAGAUCGAUCUUAAACAGUCAUCAAGAAAAUUAGAUCGGCUACCAUGGCUGCCUCGAAUGGAACACAGUCGAGCUUCCCCUCGCCAGAAGCUACACCACCAAGCUCGAUAACAAGAAAGGGCUUCAGGAUAACCACCAAGAAACUGCCAAUUCUUAAAGCUGGCCCAAUUGAUGAGAUGACGAAUAAGCUGGGGAUUGCGCCUCCCGAGAUGAUAUUUGGAGAUAACUUAGUCUCAAUCGAGCAUAUACCGUCAGGGUGGGGUAUCAAUUUCAAUGCUUUUGAUGCUCUGGACCGUGUGGACAAAACAGGAGCCUCUAUGCUCAAAGUAUCAUACUCAAGCGAGUGGCAGAAAAGCAGAGAAUCAGCGCAUGAGGGUAUAAAGGAGGUGGUUAAGCCUUUUGACUGGUCAUAUACCACAGACUAUAAGGGAACAGUCACACCUAAAGGUCAUGAAUUUGAGCAAUCAUCCACUUCCCUCCCAAUAGAGAGACUUAAGCAACCAGAUCCAAUUCUGUUCUACGACGAGAUCAUGCUCUAUGAGGAUGAGUUAGCGGAUAACGGAAUCACUAUGCUAUCAUGCAAGAUUCGCGUUAUGCCGACAUGCCUUCUCCUGCUUACUAGAAUGUUUAUGCGAUUAGAUAACGUUCUUUUCCGGUUACGAGACACCCGCGUGUUCGUGGAUUUUGACACAGGUGAGGUAAUGCGGGAGUACCUUGCAAAGGAGGAAGGAUAUGAUAAAGUCAAAGAAGUAAGUUUCACGCUCCUUGUAGACACUGCGAGAGAAAUGCCAUACUGAACAUGUGUAUAGAUGAUCGGAGGCUCACGCAAGGACGUCCCAGCGAUGAUGAGGGACCCAAACCAUAUCGCACAGAUAUUACCAGUUGUAGACAGCAGUUUAGAGCGGGUGGUUCUACCUCCCCAGGCAACGUAAGCGGGGUAGAAUCAUACCCUGCUAUCUCGAAUUAGUAUCAUCCUUUGGUAUCUGUACUUGAUAUUUCUCCGUGAUGUAAAUAUGGAUUGUUCUAUGCAUUGCUGCUGAUAUCAAAGAGCUUAUCUGCACUUCCCGGCGCUAAACUCUUUUGGACCAAACCAAAACAAGCGGCGCGUCAACUUCGACAUUUUAAACUUAACC
This is a messenger RNA of Trichophyton rubrum CBS 118892, 1322 nucleotides long. RefSeq lists its product as uncharacterized. Bases 234 to 986 code for a protein of 250 amino acids. The transcript is spliced from 2 exons. NCBI's taxonomy places the organism in Eukaryota, Fungi, Ascomycota, Eurotiomycetes, Onygenales, Arthrodermataceae. The record is from RefSeq and is a predicted model, not a curated record. Gene Ontology annotation, biological process: TOR signaling. Gene Ontology annotation, cellular component: cytosol.